Asparagus officinalis (garden asparagus) is the source of this 2238-nucleotide messenger RNA. RefSeq lists its product as uncharacterized. NCBI's taxonomy places the organism in Eukaryota, Viridiplantae, Streptophyta, Magnoliopsida, Asparagales, Asparagaceae. The record is from RefSeq and is a predicted model, not a curated record. The transcript has a single exon. The coding region runs from base 1 to 2238 and encodes 745 amino acids. Gene Ontology annotation, molecular function: zinc ion binding; nucleic acid binding.
AUGGCAGGUGAUGAAGCCCCUAUCUCUCGAACUGAGUUUGACGUGCUAAAGGCCGAUGUCAAUCAGAUGAAGACUGUCGUGGAGCGAAUAGCAGUGGCAGUAGAGCGUCUGGAGAUUGCAGGAGAUCGAAAUCGCGUUGAUGGUCGCCAACGACGUGAACCGACUCCGUAUGAAGAUUCCGACAGCGAGGAAGAUCACUAUGCACCCCCACGCCGCGGUGUUUAUCGCAGAGACCGACGACAAAGGGAUAAUUAUGACGCUGGAGGUUUCAAGAUGAAGAUGGAUCUGCCAUCUUUCAACGGGCAACUGCAUAUUGAAGAGUUCCUCGACUGGAUUGCAGAAGUAGAGAGGUUCUUUGAGUAUAUGGAGAUCCCUGAAGAACGUAAGGUUAAAUUGGUGGCCUACAGACUCAAAGGUGGAGCUUCGGCUUGGUGGGAGUCUGUUUGUCUGAAUCGAUCUCGUCAAGGAAAGCCGAAGGUCGAUAGGUGGGAAAAGAUGAAGAAGCUACUGAGAGCCCGUUUCUUACCAAGUGAUUAUGAACAAGUUUUAUUUGGGCAGUAUCAGAAUUGUAGGCAAGGUGGAAGAACUGUGGAUGAGUAUACGCAGGAGGUCUAUCGACUGUCAUCCCGCAACAAUUUACACGAGAGCGAGGCGCAGCAGAUGUCUCGAUACAUUGGGGGAUUAAGGAUAGCGAUUCAGGAUCGUGUAUCUUUGCAGCAGACCUAUACAUUGGCAGACACGGUUAGCCUAGCCGAGAAGGUGGAGCGACAGCUUGGACGAAAUAGUAAAGGAUCGUGGGCAGCUUUCGACGGUUUGCGCACAAACUUUAAUCGUGGUGGGAAUAAACAGUCUCAAACUGUUCCUGAUCAAGAUUCUACGACAGAGAAGGGCAAGGGGCCAGCGACAACCGCAGCGAAGAAGCCUACUCCAGCGAACCCUUAUGCCAAACCUGACCCGAUCAAGUGUUAUAGAUGCGGACAGCCUGGUCAUCGUUCCAAUCAGUGCCCUAAAAGAGGUACUGUCAACAUAGUGGAUCAUGAAGAUGAAGUUACAGACCGUGACGAAGCUGAAGACUACGAUGGUGGAUUGGAUCCUGAUGAUGAUGGGGAACAACUCUCAUGUGUUGUACGGCAUCUAUUAUUGGCCCUAAAGACAGAAGAUCCCCCACAGAGGCAUAACAUCUUCCGCACGAGAUGCACUGUGAAACAGAAGAUCUGUGAUGUCAUCAUUGAUAGUGGGAGCAACGAGAAUAUUGUCUCUCGACGCAUGGUGGAGAGGUUAGGAUUAAAGACAGAGAAGCAUCCCGCCCCUUACAAGAUUGGUUGGAUUCGAAAGGGUAGCGACGUACAAGUCGAUGAAGUGUGUCGGGUAUCCUUUUCCAUUGGCCGAACUUAUAUCGAUGAGGCGUUAUGUGAUGUAGUUGAGAUGGACGCAUGUCAUAUCUUAUUAGGCAGGCCAUGGCAGUUUGAUGUUGAUGCCACACAUCGGGGAAAUGAUAAUGUUUAUAUAUUUAAGAAGGAUGGUCGGCGAAUUGUGCUCAAGUCUCUAACUGAGAAGGGGCCUAUCAAUACCAAUAUGGCUAAAAAGAAGAAUUUCUUGGUCGUUGACAAUGAAAACUUUAUGAAAGAUGUGAAGCAGUCUGAUGAGAUUUAUGCCCUAGUAGUUUCGGGAAAAGAGGAGUCUGCCACUGACGAAUUUCCACUAGAAGUACAGACCCUCUUACAGCAGUUUAAUGCAGUUAUGCCUGAUGAUCUUCCUUCUGAAUUACCCAUGCUUAGGGACGUUCAACAUCAGAUUGACUUUAUCCCUGGAUCUCGACUACCAAAUCUGCCACACUAUAGGAUGAGUCCGAAGGAAGGAGAGGUUUUGCAGAAGCAGGUGGAUGAUCUCAUCCAGAAGGGCCUUAUACGACCUAGCAUGAGUCCGUGUGCAGUGCCAGCACUACUGGUCCCAAAGAAGAACGGAGAGUGGCGUAUGUGUGUGGACAGUAGGGCUAUCAACAAGAUUACAGUGAAGUAUAGAUUUCCUAUUCCACGCUUGGAAGACAUGCUAGACAUGUUAUCUGGUUCAAAAGUGUUAUUCAAGAUAGAUCUCAAGAGCGGCUAUCAUCAGAUUCGGAUUAGGGAAGGAGAUGAGUGGAAGACUGCUUUCAAGACAAAAGAAGGCCUGUACGAGUGGUUAGUCAUGCCUUUUGGUCUUUCUAAUGCCCCUACCACUUUUAUGCGAUUGAUGAAUUAG